AUGUCUUAUGCGACACAGUGGAAAGAAUCUGACGGCGAUUUCUUGCUGGUCGUUGCUGGUUUGACACGAUAUGCACCUUAUCUCACGGGCUGGCAAGAGUUCAAAGACCAUAUCCGAAAGGUUGUCAAAGAGCAGCCUGGCUGGGUUGACGUUUAUGCAAGCCAAAGUCAACGAAGGGGCGAAAUGCAAGGUUGGUGUAGACUCAAAGACAAGCAAGAUGCAGAUGCUGCGUACAAAACAUUCUACAGAUCUAAAGGCAUGCUGGUGCACGUUUGGCAGACGCGCCGUAGCAAUGAAGGAUUCCGACUGAUGGAGUGCAACUGCUCUGUGCAUUUUCUGGACCUACCUGAAGGCGAUCAUUCUCCCGGACUCUGCGGAAUUGACAUCGGAAGGGUCAAUCAGUUAGGCGGUCAGCCGUAUGCCGUCCCUCCAACACAGUAUAUGCCGGUUCAGCCAGGAUACCCAUACUCAACUUACAGUUCGACUACCUCCUACCCCGUUCCCCCUGUAUAUGCAACACAGGCGCCAAUGAUGCCCCAGAUAGUAGCCCAACCUCCAGUCUACUCAGCAAGCAACAACGGCAUGCCGGUCAACAUCCGAGACGGUGCCAUGCUGACCGAGGCUCGUGGCAUCUUCAUACAGAAUCUAAGUUACAAGGUUGGCUCAGACGAGCUCAAAAGCCUGCUGUACUCAGUGGGGCGGCCUGUAGAUUGCAAAGUGCACCGAGAUCGUUCCGGGGUUUCCAAGGGGGUGGCUACCGCCAAGUUUGCGUCAACACACGAAGCACAAUUAGCAGUGACCCACCUAAACCGCAAAUCACACAGGGGGAUGACAUUGAAAGUUCGCCUCGAUCAAGCUACAACGGUUGUUGGCCAGGUCGGGCCUCCUCUAGUCGUCAAUGGAUCUGUUGGUGCAUACAGCGCCGGCAAAUAG
Molecule: messenger RNA, 933 nt
Organism: Boeremia exigua
Lineage: Eukaryota; Fungi; Ascomycota; Dothideomycetes; Pleosporales; Didymellaceae
Exons: 3
Coding region: 1-933 (310 amino acids)
Cellular component (GO): cytoplasm; nucleus; ribonucleoprotein complex
Molecular function (GO): mRNA binding
Source: RefSeq, a predicted model, not a curated record